This is a messenger RNA of Drosophila nasuta, 1085 nucleotides long. RefSeq lists its product as uncharacterized. Lineage: Eukaryota; Metazoa; Arthropoda; Insecta; Diptera; Drosophilidae. The record is from RefSeq and is a predicted model, not a curated record. The transcript is spliced from 3 exons. The coding region runs from base 2 to 1084 and encodes 360 amino acids.
UAUGGCAAAUCGCGCCUGCUCUUUGCAGGCAGCCCUGCUGCUGCUCUUGCUAACCUUGGUCAGCUCACAGAACUCCACUAGCUCCACUUCUACUUCCACUCCGAGCUCCAGUAUGAGUCGGGGUGUCAGUUACCUGCGCGAGAAACCAACGCAUCUGCCGCAUCUGCUGCAGCGCCAGAAGAGAUGGCUCAUCUUUGAACUGGGCACCUCCAUCACGCUGACUGCCAAUUGUGCCAAGGCCAUAUUGGACACUAUUCCCAGAGGCAUGUUGCUGCUGGGCGAGGCUACAGCCAUUUAUGAUAUGCCAGGAUCUGUGGCCGAUUGGCUGCCACGACGCAGAGGCAAACCAAAGCCGCCCCCACCACCGCCACCACCACCUCCUCCACCGCCGCCGCCACCACCACCGCCGCCACCUCCUCCACCUGCCAUUCCAACGAUAGUGCUGCCAGCUCCAGUGCAGCCGUACAUUCAGCCUAUCCAACCAGCUCCAGUUGACCCCUUCAUACUCCCACAGCAGCCUGUGAUUGUGCCCCUAAGUCCCGCCGAUCCCGUGCAUUCGUUUUAUUAUAACUAUCCGCAAGUAGCACCCAUUUUGGGCCAUCGUAAGUCCAGCGUACAGAGUACAGGUUGUCCGGCCUCGCAGCUGGUGAAGGAUGCGUAUGGCAACUAUUAUUGCCGACCAACGGCGAUAUCGCGUCGUCUGAGGCGUGAGCUCGAGAGGAAUGGUGCAAAUCUGCUGAACCAGGGACAGAGUCCACAUGGCAUGCUCUUCGACUUGCUCGUAAUGCUGUCCGAAUUGCAUCAGUAUCAGCCGCGUUACUGCAUCAUGCGAACGCUGUGUGAAUCGCGCCAUCUGCUGGCACCGCCUGGACAAUCGCUGUUCCAUGAUAUCUUUCGCAUUCUGUUGCGCUACGUACAUCCGGAGAUUGCCCAUAAGCCCACAUAUCGCAAGGCCUUCACCGCCGGCCAUACAUUGCAUGAAUGCGCACAGUGGUAUGGGCUGCAUUGUCCCCAGAGUUUUUUGCUGCAAUUCAGCAAACAUUUUCAGACCAAAUUUGCACAAUCAUUUAAUAAAACGACAUAAA